UUUGUUUCUAUAAAAAUAAUUGAGUUUUACAUGGAGUCUUCUUAAUGAUUGUGUCUUCUACAAAAGCAUUUUGUAUAGAAGUAUCCGCUCAUGCAUAGCUUUAUCCCUAUAAACCCUACUUCCACCAACUUUUGCAAUGUAUUAUGUUUCGCGCGCUUUUUCUCGCGCAAUUAAUAUUUCUGCACUCAAAAAAUGUGACCAUCCCUCAUCAUUAGACAUCAUAAAGGGGUUUCUGUUCUUUAAUUCUCAUUGUGGGGUGCCUCAAGUUCUUGCAAAUCUAAUUAAAAAAAAUGGUCAAAGCUACUUUUUCUCAUGGCAAUUCGUCUUCAAUUCAAAGUCGUGAUUUCUUAGCUUCCAGCCCCGAUGUUCAGUUGUGUCUCGCUCACAAGUUUCAGUGCUAGCCAAUACGAUAAACAACGUUGAAGAACCCUGGGUAAUUUAAAAAAAAUGUGGUUCUAACUGAUGAUUUUCUAAUUUUUGCUGCUGGUAUCAGCUUACUUUAGCCCUCGUGCCACCCUCCGUAUAUAUAGGAAAAGAUUAUAUGUAAUGAUGGGCCUCCAUUACUGCGUUAGAUUUCCAGGGCUUGUUAGUUUUCUUGUACUGUUAAGGAUUCAUCUCAAUAGGAAAAACUUAAUAGCGCUUGGUAUUGCACAAAUAUUAUUAAACAUUAGAAACUUAUAAUCUAUGGAAUGUAGCUUGAGUGGCUUGAGAAAGUAUAACUUUCACAUAUGCAGUUGACAACAUCACAAUAUCAAGUGAUUUUUUUGCUGCGAAGAAGGAUAACUUACUCUUCUGAUUCAACUGGAUGGAUCUUCUUUCUUUUAUGCUCAACUUUAAUUUUGAUACCAUGAUAUUCCAACUUCCGUUCCAAGCUACUUUUUCUUUCAUAAAAAUGACGAAAGAAGUUCAGUUGCUUCUUUUUCUUCUUCUUUUCAUUUUCGUUACGUUGUUUCAUUUUUUGAUGCAUAGGGCACAGCGUAUUUCCAUCAUCUUUAGGUAAUUUGUGUCUCUUAUCUGUAAUGGCUGACGGAUAACUGAAGUCGAUAUGUGCGUACAAACCGUUUGGUGCCGCCAUUUUAUUUAUUUGCUGUUAUUUGACGUCUAAUUAAGUUGACGCAAGUGGUUAACAAUUUUUUUAAAUUCCUGACCAACUGAUACUUCACGACACGCAAAUUAGAUCUCAAACAGUUAGGAUGUUAGUUUAUUUAUUGAUUUUACAUUUUACUUCUUUUACCGUGUAAUUUGCGGAGAGUUAAUAGGUGCGGAAAUUAGUACGAAUAAGAGUCCAUAUUUAAUUCAAUGAAUAGCCCUGCUCGACAAAGCAACCACACACCCUUCUUCGAAUGAUAGUAUCUUCCAAGAAAAGGCGUUCAAUUUUUAAUUAUUGCGCAGAUGGGGCGCUUAUUUAGGAGUUUUUUAAAAACUCAAAUUAAUUUUUCUUUUUAUUUAAGUCGUGUGGCAAUGCUAUCCAUACUUUAACUUCUUUUUAUUAUACUUAAUAAAAGCUUUAAUCGAAUGAGCAUCCCUCCCAAAAGCGGUCUCAUUAAGUGUCAGGACACACAUCAAAUAAGGUAGUUCACUUUAAGUAAUAACGUAGUCCAGACCUUAAAAAAAACCCUAAAGAGAAGAAUACAGCAAAAAAAAAAACAGUUGCACAAGUUAACAACUAGUUAUACAAUUAUAAAAAAUAUUCUUAAAACAAUGGAAACAUAAGUGAGCAACAAACACACGUACAGAUACACAGAUCUUAGGUACAGAUCUUCAACCUUUUUCUGUAUGGUUAAAAGAAUGGCUGGCUGUCAUCAUUGAUAACUGCGCGACUUCGAAGUUUUCCAUGGUGUCCGUUGUAAAAAAUUUUAUUCAAGAAAAAUGUCUGUCUUGUACCUAUCCGUCUUAUAAACGACCUCUUUAUAGAGAUAAGAAUUGGGUCAUGAAAAAAAUCGAUUCUGAGGGCUGCAGUCCGUUUUAUACAGAUGUAAGCUAAUAUUAGCUUAUUCACAAAUGAAUCAAACACAAUGAAUUAAAAACCAAACACAAAAGUGCAUGUUUAAUAUUUAUAUAUUUCAAUUCUUUACAUUUUUACUUUUUAAUUCACUUUAUCUUAAUACAGUUUUCACUUUCAUUCAGUUUUUAACCUGUAUACGCCGUCUUUAAUCUGUCUUUUACGAAACAACAACCUCACGUUCAAAACAUGAAGGCUUUGUCUUAAUUAUUAGCUUUAAUAUGAUAAGAUGGAUGGUGGAAUUUGCUGAAGAUCUUGCAACGAAAAAAGAACAAUGACUGAAUUAAAGAUGGUUGGCGAUGAACAUAAUGCAUAAAAAACGAAUGAAAUAUAUCAAGAAAUACUACAGAUUUCUUAAUGAUAAAAUUCCAGUUUGUCCAACUUCCCAACGUCAGUAUGAAAGAAGCCUAUGUAAAGAAUGCGCUAACAAGAGGCAUAGAGGAAGCAGCGUGUUUUGAGUUAAAUAAUUAUCGAAAGAAUAUUCAGACUGCCGUAGAAGAGAAGUUCAAAUCCGAUGCCCGAGAUUAUAUGAGAGUAUAUAACCCGGUUAGCAAUCCACUACCAAGUCCGAUUUUAACGGAUACAAGCAUGGAAGAUGGUAAGAGCGCCAGAACCGAUAUUGAAAUUGAUGUUGAUAUUAAUCCCAUUGAUGCGUAUUACCAGGACGUGGCCUUUUAUUGUCUGCGAAGGAGAUCACCUCUUCGGCACUGGGCUAUUAGAAUCACGUUAUGGCCUAAUUUUGAAAGACUUACUAUGUUUAUAAUUUUGGUAAAUUGUGUUACACUUGGUUUAUAUGACCCUUAUGACGAAAAAUGCUUCUCAAGUAAAUGUCAAGUGCUGGAACAUUUAGAGACUUCGAUUUAUGCAUAUUUUGUUUUGGAGAUGUUAAUCAAGAUGUUAGCAUUUGGAAUAUUUGGCGAUAAAGGCUAUUUAGCAGAAAGUUGGAAUAAAUUAGAUCUUUUUAUAGUUGCUGCAGGGACUUUUGAAUUAGCUUAUGGAGAUGGUGAAUUUCUUAGCUCAGUUCGAGCCGUUAGGGUUCUACGUCCUCUAAGAGCCAUAAACAGAGUUCCAAGUAUUCGUAUCUUAGUUACUCUUUUAUUGGAUACACUACCAAUGCUUGGUAAUGUUUUUAUACUCUGUGUGCUCAUCCUCAUGGUUUUUUCAAUCAUUGGUGUUCAAUUAUGGCAAGGGGUUCUACGGGGCAGAUGUACCUUAGAUUUGCCAUACAAUGCAUCCACUUAUGUCAAAAAUAAUAAUUUAAAUUUAAGCACAUAUUACGUAGAAGAGGGUGCAGAUGAAUGGAGUUUAAUAUGUUCAACCCCAGGCAAUAAUGGCCAAGUGAGCUGUGGAUCACAAUUUAUACCUCCAUAUACUACAGAUGAUGGGCAUGACUGUUCUCUAGAUUUUAAUACUUUUAUAAAUAUUUCCUCAAAUUUUACUUCACGCAUACACUCCAAUACAACUGGUUGUGUAAACUGGAAUCAAUAUUAUACUAAAUGUAUGCCACACAAUUCAAAUCCCCACUUUGGUGCCAUUUCCUUUGAUAAUACUGGAAUUGCAUUUAUUGCAAUAUUUCAGUCAAUAACACUUGAAGGUUGGGCAGAUAUAAUGUAUUAUCUACAAGAUGCAUACAGUAAUUGGGUCUGGGUAUAUUUUGUUACACUCAUUGUGCUUGGCUCAUAUUUUCUCACAAAUUUAUGUCUUGUUGUGGUUGCAACUCAGUUCUCCGAAACCCGUCAAAGAGAGUCGGCACUUAUGGAAAUUGCGCGUAAAAAGGCAAGGUCCACCAGUAGUACAAUAUUUACACCAAGUGAUGGAGAGAACAAGGGUUGUUAUAAUCAAAUUUUGAGCAUGCUACAUCACUAUAUUAUGCGGGCAAGUCGUAGAGUCAAGCGUAGAAUGUUUGGUACUGAUGAGAAAAGAAUAUCAAGAAAAUCUAAAAGAAAAAGGGGAGAUGGUGAUGGUGGGUCUGUUCAAAUCCAUCAUCACCAUCACCAUCACAUUCAUCACCAUCACUUACAUCUUUGUCCUAAUUCAAAAAAUGUAGAAACUGCUGUGAAUAAUAAUGAUCAGACAACAGAUCUGGUAGCGCCAGAGAGAAAGGCAAUAAUGCCAGCUGCUCCGGCUAUUAGAAUUGAGGAUGUCUGUGACAAAGAGGUCUUGCAGCCUUUGCCGAACAUACCAAUAAGUACCACGGCGUUAAUAAUUCCUGACACAACUGUUGUCAUAUGUCAUUCUAGUUCAUUACCAAAUUCAUUAAAAACAGAGAGUCCUUUGACAACUGUAGCAUUAUUUCCUUCACUAUCAAAGCUUCACAUGUCAUCACACGAGAGUGUACACCAACCAACUAACUUAAAUCUAGGCGCUAGUCAUUGUAGUGUGGGGGAUGUAAAUUCUGGUGAGGCUGAACUAAGCAAAGAAGAACUUAACCGUUGUGAAAGAGCUGUGUGCUGCGAAUCAGAUGAUUAUAGUGAUGAGGAAGAGGAGGAAAUACAUGAGCCAUCUUGUCAAAGAAGAAGAAACAUUGUUAGAAUCUAUUGUGAAAAGAAUUUUUUCAAAGUGUUUAUCAUGGCAGCUAUAUUUUUUAAUACCGUUACGAUGGCCAUGGAGCAUUACAAACAGCCAGAAAAAAUGACAAUGGCAUUAGAUGUUUUCAACACAAUUUUCACAACAAUCUUCACCAUAGAAAUGUUCAUGAAACUCACUGGUUAUGGUUUUUAUGGUUAUAUAAAAGAUGCCUUUAAUGUCUUUGAUGGUGCUAUUGUCAUUAUAAGUAUUGUUGAAUUAGCUGGGAGUAAUCAAGGUGGAGUAUCGGUUCUACGUACAUUCCGGCUGAUGCGUAUAUUUAAAUUGGUUCGAUUUCUACCCACCUUACAAAAGCAAAUUCAAGUGAUGCUGGAAACAUUGGAUAGCGUGAUGACGUUUUUGGGCCUCCUCACUAUAUUUAUCUUUACUUCAUCAAUCUUGGGUAUGCAUUUGUUUGGAGGAAAAAUUAAAGAAGUAGAUGGAAAUGAACCUGUUAGACAUAAUUUCGAUAAUCUGAUGUGGUCAUUAAUAACAGUAUUUCAAGUUCUUACACAAGAAGACUGGAAUCAAGUUUUGUAUGAUGCAAUGCGAUCGACAACAAAGUGGGCUUCAGUCUACUUCAUACUGUUAAUGAUUAUCGGGAAUUAUAUCUUGUUUAAUUUACUUGUUGCUAUAUUGGUUGAAGGAUUCUCCACUGAAACAGAAGGGAUUUUAUCAUCACCACUGAAAUCACCUUUGAUCUUAUCUCGCAUUGUUUCACCAAACAGUUUUAAAGACCAAGACGAUGUAGAUGAGAUAACAAGAAAUGAAAAAGAAAAAGAAACGAGCCACAUGUCUACCAAAGUUCAAACACAAUCAUUACCAAACAUAAGUCAAAAUGGAUACAUUGAAAACAACAAUGAAAAUUCAAUGGAUACACUAGACCCCUUUCAAAAUACUCAACAAAAGUAUGGAGUGAUAUCUGCUUCCGAAUCAGCAAUCAACAGACAAGUCAAAUUCAGUGACACAGAAGAGGAAAAAAUUUUAGAGGAAAAAGAGGAAGAUUCAGAAAAAAAUUCUGAAGAAAUAGAGGAAAAACAACCGCCAGCUUGUUGUGGGUUUUGUUAUAAACGCAGAGAUUGGACCUUGUAUUUAGUAUCUCCAGAGAAUAAAUAUCGCCAACGUGUUCAAAGUUUAGUAGCAAAUGCUUGGUUUGAUAAUGUUGUUCUUUUUUUCAUUCUGUUGAAUUGCAUCAUAAUGGCGUUGGAAAGACCCAGUAUUGAACCUAACAGCACUGAACGUAAAAUUAUCGAUUAUUCAAAUCACGUGUUCACUGGAGUGUUUUUUAUUGAAAUGUGUAUCAAGAUUUUUGCUUGGGGAUUUUACUUUGGUGAGGACACGACCUAUUUAAAGAACAAUUGGAAUCGAAUUGAUUUUGUUCUUGUCAUCAUUUCAUUGGUGGAUUUAUUUGUCACUUACAUUGUGCAUUCGAAAAGUGGCGUGUUGGGAAUGUUGAAAGUGUUUCGUGCAUUCAGAACUUUGAGACCCUUAAGAGUAAUAAGUCGAGCUCCUGGUUUGAAAAUUGUUGUUGAAACAUUAAUUGCUUCAUUGGCACCUAUUGGUAACUUGGUCGUUGUCGCUUUGGUUUUCUUUGCUAUAUUUGGAAUACUGGGUGUACAGCUGUUCAAAGGCUCCUUCCACUUUUGCAGCGACGAACACAUGAAAAAUGGAACAGAGAUCAUGGACAAGACACAAUGCAUACAAAACGGAUCAUCUUGGACCAAUAAAAAAUAUAACUUUGAUAAUUUGAUACAGGCUUUAUUUGCGUUGUUUGUCUUUGCAACUAAAGAUGGCUGGGUUUCUUUGAUGUAUGAUGGUAUAGAUGCAGUUGGUAUUGAUAAGCAGCCAAAGAAGAAUCACAAUCCUUGGGCGUUCCUCUAUUUUGUGUCAUUCUUGCUGAUUGCUGGUUUUGUAGUGAUAAACAUGGUGGUAGGUGUGAUCAUAGACAAUUUUCAAAAAUGUCGAGUCAUGGUUGAAGAAGAAAUGAACGAGGCACAGCUAGAAGAAUUUCAUCAUCACAAUGACAGUUCAGAUACAACUUUAAAAAUGUGCGAAAAUACAUCAACAAUUCCCACGGUUCAUAAAAGUCGUCCUGUGUCCACGAUAUUGCGUUCCGGCAGUGUGACGUCAGUUAAAAAGAAAGUGACUAUACUUGUCGCCGGUGACAUCAAAACGUCAUCUAGUAAUAGAUCGUCCAAAGUGUUGAGGACUAAGCCUCAGUUUGACACCUCUGAUAUUCCUCGAGAUUUAGAUCACUAUUCGAAAGCAAGACGUGCAGUUUAUGAUCUAGUUUCUCAUUAUAAAUUUGAUCUCGCUAUUGCAGUUGUGAUUGGUUUGAAUGUUGUAUUUAUGGCGCUGGAGUUCUACCAAAUGCCGCAGAAACUGAUUUUCUUCUUGAGAAUUAUGAAUUACAUAUUUACUGGAAUCUUUAUACUGGAAGCCAUCAUGAAAAUUUAUGGACUGGGACCAAGACUCUUUUUUGCACAGCGGUGGAAUCAACUAGAUAUUGUUAUCGUGUUUCUAUCGAUAAUCGGAAUCGUGUUUGAAGAACUAAACUCCAGUUUACCGAUAAAUCCAACGAUCAUUCGUAUUAUGCGAGUACUUCGAAUUGCACGUGUGUUAAAAAUCCUCAAGGCUGCCGAUGGUAUUCAAAGAUUACUGAACUGCGUUUCCCAAUCUCUACCACAGGUUGGAAAUUUGUCGAUGUUGUUUCUGCUGAUUUUUUUUAUCUUCUCUGCUCUUGGUAUUGAACUCUUCGGCGGACUGGAUUGCAAAAAUAAUGAGUGUGCUGGUUUGAGCAGACAUGCACAUUUUGACGAUUUCACUUACGCUUUAUUAACGUUGUUUCGUAUUUCAACCGGAGAUAAUUGGAGUGGAUUAUUAAAGGAUUGCAUCAACGAAGAUUUGUGUCCUGAAGGAUGUCCCAUAAUGCCUUACGUUGCGCCAAUAUAUUUCGCUGUCUUUGUGUUAGCCUCGCAGUUUGUGUUAGUAAAUGUUGUUGUGGCCGUACUUAUGAAACAACUUGAAGAUGCGAAGGAUACGCUGAUUUUGAGCCCUCCACCUAGGAGCGCCUCCAGAAACACUUGCCAAGAUAAAAGCGAAAAUAAAGACAACCACGGAGGAGAGAGUAAUAGAAUGUCUAUGGGCGAGACAGAGCCGUUAUUUGCUUCGUCGCAACACGAUGUCACGAGUGAGAAUUUGAGUAUGAUUGCCAACACGGGCGAAGAAGAUGGUAAUGAAAAUUACAUGGAAAUGGUGGAGAGAAAACCGAAGAGACAAUCACAUUACGAUAAUCUUUCGGUUACGGAAUUUACGCUUGCACAAACUCCCGAACACACUGGUGUGCUUUGUAAUGAUUUAUUAAAUAACUCUCCGAAUGAUGCUGAAGAGCCAAGGAAUAUUAAUUUGGAAGGAUAUAUAAGUGAUAACAACAAAAGCUGUACGUCGAGUAAAGAUAGUUUAAAUAUAACGAACGACAGUUUAAAAAGUAAAGAUGACAACGUGACGGAGUUAAGUAUGGAUCAAGAAGUUAGCGAGAAAGAACCUAAUGUAGAUAUACCUUUAAAUAAAAGUACAAAUAAUGAUGUGAGGGAUGUAAAAUGUUCUGAAGAAGGGAACCUUUCUUUUGAUAGAGACAACGAAAAUGUAGUAGAAGCAAAUGACGAUGCUGAUGAUGAGACACCGUUAUUAUGUGACAAUGAGGCAGAGCCUUGUGUUGAUAAACAGAGUAGGAACGACGCACAACUCAGCAAAAACGUUCGACCACGUUCUAUGAGCAAAACAUGUGAUCCUGAUAGGACUACAGUUGUAUAAAAUAAAUUUAUCUAAAGUUUUAAUAAAUAGUAGAAGUAACGCAUCCUCUUACGCAGGGUCUUUUGGCCCCUGAGCGAAAAUGACAAAAUGCCCUGGGAACAAGGCUGGAAGUAACGUAAACUUUUUUGCGUACAAAUUCGACCAUGACAAGCAUUAGCUUUGCGCAAUAGCAAACAAAUUACGCCAGUUUAAAUUUGUCACGGUUAUAGUUGUAAAGGGCUGGGUGGUUUGCCUGUUGCUAGGGGAGAAGUACUUAAAAUUCAAAUUUACCCUAAAAAUUAAACACCAUUCAAAAUAGCGGAUGCGUACAAAAAUCCUUUCUGUUGCAAUCUUUAUUCAAAUAUUUUAAAAAGUUCGAGAAGACAAAACAGUGUUACUACAAGUUAAUACGAAUUUCCUCUCUUAACUUUUACCAUCAACAUGACUACUUUUUUUCAUAGCUUUGUACAGUAUUUCGUCUUCUGUCAAUAUUUUUAACAAAUCGAUGUUUCUCGAUUUUUAUUUUGUUAAUUUAAUAUAGUUUAAUUUUCUAAAAAUACUUUUAGUGAAGCAAUAGAUGUACUAAUUUUUUUAAAGAAAAAAUAUUAUUUUUUGGAAUAAUUAUCUAGUAUUGUUGUAAGAAACCUUGGUUUGUGUUCAACCUGGGUGUAUAUUUUGCACAUGCCCGGAAAUUCUUUUUUGAAGUGUAUUACUGUCACAUCAUGUAUUACUGUUUUUAUUUUGCUACAACGGGAAAACAAAACAAGAAAAAGGCUGGUCAUGAGUUUCUUUUCCUGUCGUUUUUGAAGUAUGACAACAAUAAAGCAAAACUGGCGUUAAACGCACCGGUGUUGAUUGAUAGUACCCCAACCUCGUUGAUAGCGGCGAAAAGGUCACUCCGUUAAAACGGCUCAGGGUCCAAAAGAUCCCGGGGACGAGGUUGAUAGUACCUGGUAUCGGAUCUUUUAAAAACUACUAAAAACACGCGUUUCUGUAGGAACACAUGGUUGUUGUUUUGCAGAUAUAAACCCGUUAGCAACAAAGCUGUUGUCCAUCAAUUUGCGUCAUAAAAGCGUAAGGGUAAUUAGGGAAGUGCAAA
Hydractinia symbiolongicarpus is the source of this 9458-nucleotide messenger RNA. RefSeq names its product voltage-dependent T-type calcium channel subunit alpha-1G-like. Gene Ontology annotation, cellular component: plasma membrane; neuron projection; voltage-gated calcium channel complex. Gene Ontology annotation, molecular function: voltage-gated sodium channel activity; low voltage-gated calcium channel activity. The coding region runs from base 2360 to 8380 and encodes 2006 amino acids. Lineage: Eukaryota; Metazoa; Cnidaria; Hydrozoa; Anthoathecata; Hydractiniidae. The transcript is spliced from 29 exons. Gene Ontology annotation, biological process: membrane depolarization during action potential; calcium ion transmembrane transport; neuronal action potential. The record is from RefSeq and is a predicted model, not a curated record.